AUGGAAGAUCAGAAGAUGGUGGUCAGAUCACUGAGCGAACAUCUGGGAAUGCCAUCGAAAGCUGUCGCCAUAGCCAUCAGCGGGAAGAAGAAAAGCAAGUACAUCGUCUUCUGGGCAUUGGAGAAGUUCAUCCCCGACGGCGUGUCCUCCUUCAAGUUGCUCUACGUUCGCCCUCCCAUCCUCACCGUUCCUACCCCGAUGGGGAACGCAAUACCGAUCUCAGACGUUCGGGACGACGUUGCCUUGGCUUACAAGCAAGAAGUGGAGUGGAACACAAGCGAGAUGCUUCGUCCUUACAAGAAGAUGUGUGAGCGGAGAAAGGUUCAAGUAGAGGUUAUGGUGUUGGAAUCUCAAGAUACGGUGGGAGCGAUAGCCGAGGAAAUGACAAACAGCGGGACGGACAAGCUCGUGAUCGGACUGUCGAUGCGUGGAUUCUUCUCGAGAAAGAUCGAUAUGUCGUUGAUGAUUGCAGCAGCCACCCCGAGGUUCUGCACUGUCUAUGUGGUUUCUAAGGGGAAGUUGGCGUCCGUACGUCCCUCGGAUUCCGACACCAAUGGAACUAUCCGAUACGUAGGGACCGAGAGAAGCGGUUCCACCAGUGGCUCCCCCCGCCGCAACACUCGUCGCCUUUCAGAAAUCCAAGAACUGGCUUCCUUUGCUUCUGAUGCGCAAUCACGGGUUUCUGCUGUGAACCCGGAUCAAGAACAGGAGAUGCUUCCGGAGAUAAGUAACGUUCUUUUUCCAGUGGAAAACGGCGAAGGAGAGAGCGAUGGAAGAUUUUCCUUGGAAACGUUUCCAGUGAUGAGCUGGUCUUCUAGAUGGAGAGAAGCCGAGGAGAGAGGAGAGAUCUUGAGUUCAACUGCCAGCAACAAUUACGAGCUCGCCAACAUUGACUGGGGAACCAUUCUUCCCGACAGCUUUUCCAGUGUUUCUCAUCAACCUUCGUUCAUGUCCGAAGGUCUCCUCAGUGUCCACUCCUUCACUGAUAACCAGGUGAAUCUGAACUUCGAGAUCGAGAAGCUCAACGUUGAGCUGAAACGCAUACAGGAGAUGUACGCCAUGGCUCAAACCGAGACGGUCAAUGCGUCUGAAAAGGUUGGUUUUCAUCUUACAUUUGUUUGGAUGCAGCUGGAGGAAAGGGAGCUGAGGAGAAAGGAGGAAGAAGAAGAGAAGGAGAAGGAGAAGGAGGAGGCGGAGAAGGUGAAAGAACAAGUGGUGAGAGAAGCUCUGAAGAGGAGAGAAGCUGAGAUCAAAGCAGAGAGAGAGGCCAGAGAGAAGGAGAAGCUCCAGCUCGCUCUCGUCACUCCACCGGUUCAGUACCAUCUUUUCACGUGGGACGAGAUCGUGGCAGCCACUUCUAACUUCUCGGAGGAGCUCCAGAUCGGGAAAGGAGCUUAUGGAACAGUCUUCAAAUGCAAUCUUCAUCACACGAUGGCCGCUGUCAAAGUCCUUCACGCCGGUGAAUCUCAGCUCUCUAAGCAGUUCGAUCAGGAGCUCGAGAUCCUGAGCAAAAUCCGACACCCUCACCUCGUCCUCCUCCUAGGAGCGUGUCCAGAGCGAGGUUGCCUUGUCUAUGAGUACAUGGAGAAUGGAAGCUUAGAGGACCGGUUAAUGCUCGUCAAUGGCACACCACCCAUCCCCUGGUUCGACCGUUUCAGAGUCGCAUGGGAGGUUGCAUCAGGGCUCGUCUUCCUCCACAAGUCCAGGCCCAAACCCAUCAUCCACCGUGACCUCAAACCCGCAAACAUCUUACUCGAUCACAACUUCGUCAGCAAACUCGGCGACGUCGGCCUCUCCACCAUGGUCAACCAAGACGACCCUUCUUCCAAACUCACCGUUUACAAGGACACCAGCCCGGUCGGAACCCUCUGUUACAUCGAUCCAGAAUACCAGCGAAGUGGGAUCAUAUCUCCAAAAUCCGACGUCUACUCUCUCGGAGUUGUGAUCCUGCAGCUGAUGACCGCAAAACCAGCGAUUGCGGUUACCCAUUUAGUGGAAGAGGCGAUCGGAGAUGAUGCUCAGUUCAUGGAAGUGUUGGACGCAAAAGCGGGUGAGUGGCCAAUCAACGAGACGCGUGAGCUGGCUGCGUUGGCCCUGUGGUGUACGGAGCUGAGAAGGAGAGACAGACCCGAUCUUAAGGAUCAGAUACUUCCGACAUUGGAACGGCUGAGGAAAUUCGCAGAUAAGGCGGCUCAGAGUUCUCUCUUGAAGGCUAUGACCAGACCUCCGAGUCACUUCAUAUGCCCACUCCUCAUGGAUGUGAUGAAGGAACCAUGUGUUGCAGCAGACGGGUACACAUACGAUCGGCAGGCGAUAGAGGAGUGGCUUCGAGACCACGAUGCAUCGCCAGUGACGAAACUUCCAUUGCCCAGCAAGAACCUUCUUCCAAACUACACGCUUCACGCCGCAAUCGUGGAAUGGAAAUCGCAGAAAAAAUAA
This is a messenger RNA of Tarenaya hassleriana, 2439 nucleotides long. Its product is annotated as U-box domain-containing protein 52-like. The coding region runs from base 1 to 2439 and encodes 812 amino acids. Gene Ontology annotation, biological process: protein phosphorylation; protein ubiquitination. The record is from RefSeq and is a predicted model, not a curated record. Gene Ontology annotation, molecular function: ATP binding; ubiquitin-protein transferase activity; protein kinase activity. Lineage: Eukaryota; Viridiplantae; Streptophyta; Magnoliopsida; Brassicales; Cleomaceae. The transcript is spliced from 8 exons.